Molecule: messenger RNA, 1999 nt
Organism: Klebsormidium nitens
Lineage: Eukaryota; Viridiplantae; Streptophyta; Klebsormidiophyceae; Klebsormidiales; Klebsormidiaceae
Source: the annotation of a GenBank genome assembly
GUCCAAGACAGCCUGAGCUGGGCCUGCGCAGCUGCAGCCUGCAGGCUGCAGCAGCAGCUGUUCAAACUCAGAACUUUAAAAACUUAAAAGUUUGAACCUCCUCCCUUCCUUCAACUUGUUCAACUUCCAGUCACCAACUUUUUCUGGCGACCUUGCUGUUGGGGCUCUGGCAAACGUUGAGAUUGCUCAGGUAACUGGUCCAAGCGUCUGCUUUCAUCGCUAGCUUUGCAAUGGCCGAGCACGAAGAAGCCCCGGGUGUCGAAGUGGAGGCAGCCCCUGGCGAGGCUGGAGGGGAAAGUGUGCUGGGCAAACGGAACUUGGAAGAGGAGGCAGAGGGGAUUAGCGACGUGCCGCCACCAGGGGGCGAGACAGAGCAGCCUGCACCUGAGAGUGCUCCUGUUUCCAACACUGAGUUUCAGGAAGCAACCAAGCGAGCUGCCGAGAUUGCUGCGAGGCUGGGGGGGGGGGAUCCCAACAAGAGGCCCAGGACGGAGGGCGAGGAAGGCGCAAACGGCAGUCAUGCUGAGACUGGACGUCCGACAGGUUUUUCGGACGCUCCUGCAGGCUACACCCCUGCUCCCACUGGAUUCUCGGACGGCCCUCCCGGUGGCGCUCCGUACCAAGCCCCUGCUGUGCAGUCUGGCGGAUUUGGCGAGUCGACACGCAAAGUGCAGAUCCCCAAUGCAAAGGUUGGUUUGGUGAUUGGCAAGGGUGGCGAGACCAUCAAGCAGCUGCAGUAUCAGUCCCAGGCGCGCAUCCAGGUUACUAGGGACCAGGACACCCCCCCGGGCGCGCAGUACCGUGAGAUCGAGGUGGUCGGUACGGACGAAGCAAUCGCAAAGGCGGAGCAACUGAUUAACGACAUUGUCAAUGAUGUUGGCGGCCCUGGCCGUGCUCUGGCUGCCCCUGGCCCCGACGCGGUCACCAUGAUCGUCCCCAACGACAAGGUCGGCCUCAUCAUUGGAAAGGGAGGGGAGACCAUCAAGAACCUGCAGAACCGAUCAGGCGCGAGGAUUCAGGUCCAGAGUGACGCCACCCUCGAGCCGGGUGCGACUGAGCGCACCGUGACCUUGUCCGGGAACGGCCAGGCCACGGCAGAGGCGAAGAGGCUCAUUCAAGAGGUCAUCUCUGGGGAACGUCCCCCCCCCCGGCGCUAUGAUGAUUACGGAGGUCGGGGCGGAUAUCGUUCCGGACCUCCCGGCGGUCAGUGGGGGGGUCCUCAGGGUGGGUACAGGCCCCCGGGCGGUCCCCCCCCUUACGGUGGCUACUCGGCUCCUGCCCCUGCCUCUUACUACGGUGCCCCCCCGUCAUAUGCCCCCCAGACAUACCCAGGGUAUGAUCAGAGCGGCUAUGGAUAUGCGGCGCCCGCCUAUGGGGCUGCCCCGGCUGCGCCUGCUGCGGCACCCGCUUACGAUUACUCGGCAUAUCAGCAGCCAGCAGCAGGUGCUGGUGGGUAUGAUUACAGCCAGCAGUAUCAGGGGUAUCAGCAGCCCGGGUAUUACCAGGCCCCAGCGGAUCCGGCUAGCCAAGGGUACUAUCAGGCGCCAGCGGCUGAUGGCUCUGCUGCUGCGCCUGCAGCGACUUAUGACUAUAGCCAGGGGGGAACGGCGCCCGCGGCAGCUCCUACGCAGUAGUGUUUGGAUUCCGUGCACUAUGUAGUGGAUGUCAGUAAGUGCAGUAGCAGGCUCAUGUGGAUGCGUGGAAGGUUCUGUACCGGCAAAUGGUCAGGUAGACGUGUCUUCGUGAGUUCCUUCAAGUAGUUUGUAGCAAUGCCAACACCAGAUUGGCUGCAAGUCCACUAAUGUGGACCAUGCAUCCCCGAUUGUGAGUCACAUCAUCAGAAAGCGCAACCAGAAGGAACUUGACCUAGUACUGAUGUUCUGGUUUAGGUAUUCUCCGAAUCACUCUCUGUCAGUACCUACUUGCAAGCCCUUGCAUUGAUGCUAGCACCUUUCAAUAUGUGGUUUAUUCGACUGGGAAUUCAUGUUUCGCCUCCAGA